Pseudoliparis swirei is the source of this 1377-nucleotide messenger RNA. RefSeq lists its product as uncharacterized. Gene Ontology annotation, biological process: positive regulation of ERK1 and ERK2 cascade; T cell activation; interleukin-15-mediated signaling pathway. The record is from RefSeq and is a predicted model, not a curated record. Gene Ontology annotation, cellular component: external side of plasma membrane; membrane raft. Lineage: Eukaryota; Metazoa; Chordata; Actinopteri; Perciformes; Liparidae. Gene Ontology annotation, molecular function: protein tyrosine kinase binding; MHC class II protein binding. The transcript is spliced from 7 exons. The coding region runs from base 130 to 885 and encodes 251 amino acids.
CUCAGAUGGAUUAAAGCCUCUUGGUUUCUGGUUCUGGUGCUUCAGUUUACAGCAGCAGCAACAGGACAACAUUACCUCUCCUUCACUGUCAGAGAUGGAGAUGAAGUCUCUUUGCCUUGUUUCAAUGUGAUGGAUGAUCAUAAGAACUGUGACUCUACUUAUUGGAUCUUUAAUGAUUUCAAGAGUCCAGUAUUUCUGGUUCAAGAAGGGCAGAUUGGUGUUGAAGCUAAAGAUAAAUCAGACAGACUGAGUGUUUCAGAGAAUUGUUCUCUGGUUAUAAAGAAGGUCACCGAUGAAGAUGCUGGUCGUUAUGUGUGCAGACAGAUCAGAUCAGGACACCAACAAGGUCAAGAUGCUUUGAUUGAUCUGUCUGUUGUGACCAUGACUGAACACAAGGACUCUGAGGAGGUGAUCUGCUCUGUGUCCACAUAUUAUAAACCAUGUGGACUCAAAGUGAAGUGGCUGAUUGAGGAAGAAGAGGUGGAGGAAGACCACCAAGACGUGAUGACAUCACAGUCUUCCUGCUCCGCCUCUCUGAAGGUGAAGACUGGUUCCUUUAACACAUUGAGGUUUAAUUCAUGGAUGUGUGAAGUGACCGUUGGCGACCAAGUGCAGAAGUUUACGUUCAGAAAUCCUCCUUCAGGUGAUAAAACAGGUGAAGACACAACAACAACAACAACAACUGAAGAUGACACUAUUUCAGGCUGGUGGAGGGUCAUCUUGGUGCCGGUUGGGUUAGCAGCUCUCGUCAUAAUAGUUGUGGCCGUCAACAUUUGGGCAAGAAUGAAAGAGAAGAAACCUCCGAGGGAUGAAGCCGCUGUGCGUUAUGACGAAGGAGAAGAAACCGUGAACUAUGAAAACAUCCGACCUCCUGAUGGAGUUUGACCAGCCCGUCAACACAUGUCUCAACAGGUGGAGAUCAUGUGAACUGGAGGUCCGUCUGAAUACGUUCCACCGGGGGGACGAAGCCUUCGUGACAACCACAAACAAAUCUGUUGUUGUACAUUUCUGAGAAUAUCUUUCAGAUGGAAAUCCUGCUUGUUGAGAAAAGAGUUUAAUGAUCUGUUCCUGCAUGAGUUGUGAACAUGUUUCUCACCUGUUCACGACACAGCAGCUGAUCUUAACUUCAUUUAACAGGAAGGAACAUUUAACUCUGAACUUCCUUUUUUUAUCUUCCAGCUGAACAUUUCACAGCUGAUCUGAACAUUUACUAUUUAUAGGAUAACUCCUUUUAAUCCACUUUCAUUCAGCAUUCACAUAUCUGUGAGGGUGUGCCUGUGUUCCAAUGGCUGUUCAGCCUCAAUGGAGUCAGCACCUCUUCUCUUAAUGUAAUAUCUGAUCACUAUAAGAUCUGCAAAUAAAGAGAGUUGUUUUCUA